AUGGACGACAACAACGUCGAUGCCAAGGCGCUGGCAACGCUGGGAGUUAGUGUGCACUGGCUUCAGACUGGGUUCAUGGAAGAAGUUCAAGCAGCGGGAUUUGAUGAAUCGGCCACCAUCUACAACAUUGAACCCACGGUGAUUCGAGAAAAGGGCAAGGAUACGACGUGCCCCGUGGAUGGAAGAAUUGGCGCAUCCUAUGCCCAUGCAUUAUUAUUGCGUUGUCUGGAGCAAAAUAAUGAAAAGUCUGUUGUCGUUGGGCCAGCCAAUUUCAUGUUGAGCUAUGGGUGGCGAUACGCGGUCCGAGAUAUUGUGGAAACCCUUGUUGAUUUUUGCCAGUCCAGUAGCCUGGAUCCAAAAGACACCUACAUAUGGAUCUGCUGUCUCUGCAACAAUCAGCACAGAGUCAAAGAGAUUCAC
Molecule: messenger RNA, 420 nt
Organism: Seminavis robusta
Lineage: Eukaryota; Bacillariophyta; Bacillariophyceae; Naviculales; Naviculaceae
Source: the annotation of a GenBank genome assembly